Trichoplusia ni (cabbage looper) is the source of this 2201-nucleotide messenger RNA. RefSeq names its product protein atonal homolog 8 (gene net). The coding region runs from base 437 to 1207 and encodes 256 amino acids. Lineage: Eukaryota; Metazoa; Arthropoda; Insecta; Lepidoptera; Noctuidae. Gene Ontology annotation, molecular function: DNA-binding transcription factor activity; protein dimerization activity. The record is from RefSeq and is a predicted model, not a curated record. The transcript has 2 exons.
CAGUCACAAAUUUUACCGCAGUAUACGAUAUAUCUAAAACACUUUUCAAACUCAUCGCGCAGCUUAAACUAGAAAAUCGACCACCAGAUAAUCGUAUUACCGUACGAUAAGAUGUUGUCACGGAGCACAUCUCUAAGGGCGAGACUGAACUGGCGCCGUGCUUUUUUACCCCGGCUGACUCUAGCCAACUUUAUACCACGCUUCGUUCGCCAGUUGAGCGCCGCCAGUCGUACGGGGAGGAUGUGCGCAUCGUCGCACGCGAACACCACCGAACGUGCGCGAACGUAAAAAUGACAAUAUAGUGCGUAACUUUUUUUUUCUUUCGUCUUGAAAACUGUGUCUUAUAAAGUGCCAAUACGAGUUGCCUUCAAGUGUUUUCGAUGAAAAGGAUUGUUUAUCAGAAGUUUUUAAUUGGAUUUGUCUUAAGGAUAUAGAGAUGUCGAGUUUUACGACUACAGGAGAUGCGACGCAGGCUGCUGUCAAAGAUCGCUUAGUGGAGCGUGAUGCGGGCUUCGUGUCCGGCGGUGACGACGACGACUCGUGCUCGGGGCCGGCGCACUCGGACGACUCCGGGGUCCGGCUGGUCGAGUCCGACUCCCGCGGGAAGCGAGCCCGCACUCCCACGAGGCUACAACCUCCCAAGAAACGCAUCCGCCUCAGCUCACGCGACGACCUGCCCAGCCCCGAGAGCGAUACCUCACCCAACCCCUUCAGGCCGUGGUCUUUCACCGAGGAACCUCAAAGAGAACCCCUAUCUUUAGUGAAGAAAGAAACUAGCCUUUUACGGCAGAGAAGAAGGCCGCUAGAGCCCCCACCACCCCCAAUCCCACCACCACCGGGCCCGCCAGGCCCACCCAGGGUACCACCACACCCGGGCGUUGUAGAACCCUACCCAGAGAAAUCUAAACCUAGGGAACAAAGAAACUACAAAAAUAUGACCCGAGAAAGGAGAAUAGAAGCUAAUGCUAGAGAAAGGACAAGAGUUCACACCAUCAGUGCCGCAUUCGACACCCUCAGACGGUCAGUUCCUGCGUACAGCCAUAACCAGAAACUGUCCAAACUAUCGGUGCUACGGAUAGCGUGCGCGUACAUUGCGGCGCUGUCAGCCGCGAUAGACCCCGAAGCUGACCUAACAACAGCAGUGGAUCAAGUAACGCACACCAUUCACACCGAGGGAAAAUUGAGAAAGAAGAAGGACGACCCUUGAACUAUUCGGAACAGAAGUGUUCGAACGCAUUCUUUAUUCAAAUUAUUACCUUGAUCGGUUUCUGACGUACUUGACAGUUACGUCAUCCAUUAUUGAAAUGAUUUGUUUUGCACAGGCAAAGGUCUUGACGAUACUGCCUAGAUGUUAUUCUGAUACCUUAUUUUUGCAUUCAUGCAAAAGUAUUUCUUGCUGCGUACCAUACUAUUCAUAUGAGACUAGAAAGUCAUGGAUAAUUAUGGGACAUUACGCAGAGGCCGAUUAGGGUCGCCACGUUUCAAUUAAAACCGUCCUGCGAAGCCUAUUCUCUUUGCUCGAAUAAGUUAGUACAAAUAUGGCAAUAAUAUUGGUACAGGAAAUUUAAAUAUACCUAGUAGAUAUGUAAAUUGAUACGAUUAAAGUCUGUUUAAAUUGUAAUUACAAAGGAAAAUAAUCGAUGUAAAUUCGGGCGAUUUUAAAAUUGUAACUAAUUCUGCAUAGCAAAGCUUGGUCUUUUAAAAACUUCAUAAUAUGAAUCUCAAACUGGCUGGAAUACACGAGUCAGUAAUAGUAAAAUCAUAGCAUUAAAACAUUAAGGGAAUCCAUUACAAAUUAAAUCAUAAAUCGUAUAUUUCAUCAAGACCUAAAAGACAUCAAUUUAAUGGAACUUCUAACAUUGUGUCUUCUUCGAUCUAAGAAACCGUCGAUUCUCUAAUGUCGAAACUGAAAUCGAUUUCGGCGAAUCCAUUUGAAAUUGUUCCCAUUAGAAGAUCGACUCAGUACAAAUUAUAAUGUUCCUAUUUCAAUUUUAUUCCGGUCGUCUGACAGAUGGCGGAAUAGAACGAUUCCUACUAUUUUGUAAUUUAAAAAGACAGGACUGUCAUUGUCUCAUGGUUGUAAUGUUCCAAUUGCCUAAAUAAAAAAAAUAAACCUGUUUUGAACAUAUUCUCUGAAAUACAAUUCGUAUUUAGAAGAAUUCUUAAAGUUUACCAUUCCUCAGUCCAGUAUUAAAUAAGGC